Messenger RNA from Daldinia vernicosa, 1901 nucleotides. RefSeq lists its product as uncharacterized. The transcript has a single exon. The coding region runs from base 288 to 1784 and encodes 498 amino acids. The record is from RefSeq and is a predicted model, not a curated record. NCBI's taxonomy places the organism in Eukaryota, Fungi, Ascomycota, Sordariomycetes, Xylariales, Hypoxylaceae.
UCAAUGUCUUUAUUCCGGUGAUCCCGACUCUUUGGCCGUCUUGCGGGCCCCCUUGCGAGCCCCCUUUUGCUCUCUCUGUUCUGGCGCGCGACAAAAGAAUUAUUUCGCGUCUAACAAUCCCGUUUGUCUUCCUGGCAGCAUUAUUUACGUACGUCGACGACCCCGCGAUAGUAACGGGUAUAUGUACGUGUAUGUGAUAGCGAGACAUAGCGAGACAUAUAUUUGCAUAUCUAUUUAUACUUGGAGUACGUCACUGUCGCACUGUCGCGUCCGUGCCAUUUUACACCAUGGCAUCAAUUCAUAGCCUACCCGUGUUCGGAUCGCAUAGUUCGAGCAACAAGAUAAGCAAAUCGAGAGCUAGGACGGUGGUCAAGCCAAUUCUUAAGAAGCUUUCGUCGCAAUCGGAGAAAAACUCGUUAGAUUUGGAUAGAGGGUGGACAGAUCAGGAUGAACAAUAUCAGGCUCGCGAUGGCUGGACAGGAGGGGUAGGAGGAGGAGUAGGAGGAGGAAAGGGGGUAGCAGGACUAGAGAAAUCGACUAAGGAGAUAAACUUUACCUUGGACGAAGCUGGUGCGAACCGAUAUAACCAUGCUAGGUCGAUUAGUGGUGCAAGCCAUGUUUCUGUCGCGACUAGCAGCAGCUCUGGCCCUCGUCACCAAGUCGGUGCGCCGUUCGUGCAUCCUUUUCAACAGACACCACGGACGUCAACCCCGCCUUUAUCGUAUGCCAAUUCGCAAACCUCCUUCUUCGACAUCACUGAGGAUGAUAACGAUGAUAACGAUGAUAGCAUUGGUAGCUGCAGCAAUAGCAACAGCACGAGCACGAGCAACAGCAACAGCGACAGCUUAGACGCAAGCCAAAGUCACAGUCAUAGGAAUAGCCUUCAUAUUCAGAUGAACUCACAUUCACAUUCUCAACCUACUUUGGGUAUACGCCGCCCGGCUUUAGCUAGUACACAGCGCACUUCAUCUUUUUCUGAAGUCAAAAAUGCACAUACCUCAGCCCCUUAUCCUUCUCAAAACCCACCCCCCCUCCGAAUAAAUACUUCGCGCCUCCCCAAUGUCCCCAGUCGAUCUGAUUUACAACUCGAUCGCAUAACGGACUCGCCCAUAUCUUCGUCCAAUACUCCUUCAAACCACGUCGCAUCGCCCGCCAGUUCAUCAACCCCGAUGUCUCCGCUACGCUCUUCAUUCGAUGCUAGCGGCUUUCCGCGCCUGCGCGCAAAGUCCGACCUGGACACGGCUACUCGCGCUGAGCACCUCCGAGCAGCCCGUCGGAAAUUCGAGCUGAGGGAGAAGGCCAAAGAGGAGAAAUACGCCCGAGAGGAGAUCAAACGUCGCGAGCGAGCCGAUAAUAAGCGCGCUCUCGAGAAGGAAAGGUACGCGGCAGCUAUGCAUAAGGAGCAGAUGGCUGCGAAGGCUCGCCUAGAGGCAGCGGAGCUCGAGGAAGCAAUAGCUCGCGGGAAGCACAAUAGGAAAUUCAGCGGGACCAGCAGCAACCGUCCGAGCAUAGCCAUAUCUAGGACUAGCAUGUCGCGACCAAGCACGUCGCGCAAGAAUAUCCCUAGCCCCUUGGAGGAGUCUGAGAAGUUUGCUAGUAGCAACUACGACAGUAUGGAUGCGCGAAACCCGCCGGCGUUUGGCAAUGAGGCCGGAGGGGCGGAGAGCGUCCCCUUUCAGCCUACCAAGCGCAGAAAUACAGCUAAGAGGAAGACCCUGAGCACGUGGACUAUGUUCAUAUUAUGGCUUAGAACAAAGCUGCUCAGGGUCAGCAAGAACCGUUGACUUAUGCGCCUCCCAGCAAAACCCAAAACCCCAACGCCACAUCUUAUAUCUUAUUUUCAAGUCUUAGCCAGCCUACGGACGUACAUAUACAUACAUACCCACGAUAUAUACACACCC